This is a messenger RNA of Thecamonas trahens ATCC 50062, 522 nucleotides long. RefSeq lists its product as uncharacterized. The transcript is spliced from 2 exons. The coding region runs from base 1 to 522 and encodes 173 amino acids. The record is from RefSeq and is a predicted model, not a curated record. NCBI's taxonomy places the organism in Eukaryota, Apusomonadida, Apusomonadidae.
AUGGAGUAUCUUGUGGACGAGGUGGAGGCGCAGCUGGAGGCACUAGAGGCACUGGAGGCACUUGCCCGUGCCGGAACCGAGGCCGAAGAGCGCAUGCUCCUUGCCCGGUGGCGGCCACCAACGGCAUCGACGUGGCUCGCCGAGGACAUGGCGCUUCCGAUGGCUACGCCAGAGCGCCGCGAGCAGCAGCGGGUAGUGAUGGCUACCGCGCCCGUGGAAGUCCCUGUUGUGGGAAAGAGCCGGAAAAAGCGAUCGCGGCCAGGCGCGCGGGUGGCAAACACCACGUCAUGGAAGCGGAUGAGCUACCGGGCCACUGUGGUCCACGCCGAUGCACCAGAGCAGCCUCCGAUGCGAUUCAAGACAAGCGUUCGCAAGACCAAGGCCCAGUCGGCGGCCGAUCGGCGUGCCGGGCGUGAGCUGCAGCGGCGCGCGGCGUUGCGUCUCAAGUUCUCCUCCACUGGCCGCACCGAGCCCGAGGGCCCUGCUGCCGUCCGUGCGCGGAACCGGACCUUUGUCGCGUGA